Pleuronectes platessa (European plaice) is the source of this 5294-nucleotide messenger RNA. RefSeq names its product calmodulin regulated spectrin-associated protein 1b (gene camsap1b). Gene Ontology annotation, biological process: cytoplasmic microtubule organization; neuron projection development; negative regulation of microtubule depolymerization. Gene Ontology annotation, cellular component: microtubule minus-end. Gene Ontology annotation, molecular function: spectrin binding; microtubule minus-end binding; calmodulin binding. The coding region runs from base 190 to 4848 and encodes 1552 amino acids. The record is from RefSeq and is a predicted model, not a curated record. Lineage: Eukaryota; Metazoa; Chordata; Actinopteri; Pleuronectiformes; Pleuronectidae. The transcript is spliced from 18 exons.
UCGUCGCUGGGUGGAGACCGCUCAGACUCCCAGUUAGCACCGUUAGCUCGCUACGAUGAGUCGCUGCUGCCAUCACCACCACCACCACCGCUCAAGCGUCUCUUGUGUUCAGCGAGGCGGGUCCUUGGUUAGUGGCUCCCCCCGACUGAGCUGAAGGGCGACCCGGGAAACCACGCCGCACCUUUCGAGAUGGAUGUUGAUUAUUGUGCCGGUGGGGACAGUACCAGGAGGAAAGUGGAUCUGACUGUGGCAGAAGGCACAAUGGAUGUUACACCACUGGAAAUGUACGACUCCGCCAGAGCAAAAAUAGCUGCCAACCUCCGGUGGCUAUUUGCAAAAGCCUACGGCAUCGACCAUAUUCCAGAGGACUUAAGGGACCCAUUCUACACGGAUCAAUAUGACCAGGAACACAUAAAGCCGCCUGUCAUCCGCCUACUGCUGUCCUGUGAGCUCUACUGCCGUGUCUGCACCCUCAUCCUCAAGACGGAGCAGGCGGUGUCUCUUCAGUCCCACCUGUCCGUCAUCCAGGCCCUGUCCAGAAAGGGCAUUUAUGUCGUGGAGAGUGACGAUACGCCCGUCACAGAUGGAGACCUGUCCUGUGUGCCCAUCAAAAUGAGUUCUCACAUGCCCAUGAUCGAUGCCCUGAUGAUGGCCUACACAGUGGAGAUGAUUAGCAUCGAGAAAGUGGUGGCUUCCGUCAAGCGCUUCUCCACCUUCAGUGCCUCCAAGGAGCUGCCCUUUGACCUGGAGGACACUAUGGUCUUCUGGAUCAACAAGGUCAACAUGAAGAUGAGAGAAAUAUCGGAAAGGGAACACAAAGUCAAGCAUCACCCUUUGGAAUCCCCCAGCCACCAAAAGGUGCGAUAUCGCCGGGAGCAUGCUUCAGGCCGACAGCAGGCCUUCUUCCCACUGCUGGAGGAACUGAUGAGGGAUGUCUGUGAUGGAGCUGCACUGCUCGCUGUGGUUCACUACUACUGCCCAGACCUCAUGAAGCUGGAUGACAUUUGCCUGAAGGAAGUGCCCUCCAUCGCUGAUAGCCUGUACAACAUCCAGCUGCUCAGAGAGUUCGCCAACGAGUAUCUGAAUAAAAGUUUCUAUCUGACAACGGAGGACAUGCUCUACUCGCCCCCCGUGCUCAAGCACAAUGUGAUGGUGUUCAUCGCUGAGCUCUACUGGUGGUUUGAAACUGUCAAACCAGAGUUUGUCCAGCCCAGAGAUCUCCAAGAGUUUAAAGAUGCUCGAGCCAUAGCUCAGCCCAAGAGUGCCCGUCCAUCAGUGCCCAUUUCCAACGCCACCAAGCGCAGCUUCCUGGCCAGUCCUGGCGUGGCUGAUAACCAGACCAGCCCUGAAGUCUGUAACAGGUACUUCCUGCACCCUGAAGACUCUGACCCCCUUAAAGGGGGUCCAGCCUUCAGUCCUUCCCACCCACUACUGCCCCUGCGACAGAGACAGCAGAAGCAGCAGGGAGAGGAUGGAGCAGGUCUGAGAAACCGCUCAAAUUCUCUGACUCAGAUGGACGGACAGCCCAGAUGUUCUGUCACUGCAUGGCCAGAAAAGAGGCAAAGACCAGUGUCCACACUGAAUCCCUACAUGUUGCAUUCAGACGGUGAUGCAGAUGUGGCCUCUGGAGACAGCGUGAGUCUGGCUCGCUCCAUAAGUAAAGACAGCCUGGCAUCGAACGUCCUCAACGUCACACCCAAACACCAGCCCUCUGUCCACCAGCCCUCGCAGGGUGCAAUGCGCAGAGUCAACGGCCACGGCCUGCUGGCCAAGGUCAACAUUGAAGAGGACGACAAAACUAUUGUGGCAGUCGCACGGACUGAAUCUCCCGCCGUCCCCAAACAGGCUGACGGGACACAAGCGACUGCCGCAGCGAUGUCUAAACCUUCCACCGAGUCCAAACCUGCACCAGAUAGCUUUUACCUAGAACCACUGAUGCCUGCCGUUAUCAAAACGGCUAAAGAAAAGUCUGUAUGCCUAAACAAGGAGGAGGAGAGCGGUGAGGUGCCCCGCUCCUCAGGACGGGGAUCUUUACACAGAGGAGAAGGAUCUACAUCAGCAGUUCGUAGGAAAACAUCCUGCACCCUAAACCAAACUCUUCCCCCUACAGGUGAGGAGGCAGACUUGUCAGAGGAGCCUUGCCACAGUCAGUCAGGUUUGAUGCCCACUGCCACAAGCAGCGUGGCCCCCUCAGCCAGAGAGCCAGCUGGGGGUUUCUACCUGCAUUCAGACGCUGAAGAACCAAAGUGUGGCACCGGCCUAGAUCCUGAGCUGGAAGACCUGGACGAGGAAGAGGAGGAUUUGGAUGAAGCGAGUACCACUAAAGACCCCAAUUGGCCCAGGAAAGCCUUCAAUGAGGAAGAUGAAGAAGAAGAAUCAGCCAAACUGCAAGAGGAUAUGAAUGUGAAAGAGCAUGAUGACAAAGACAUGAACGGAGGCAGUGGGCGUUCCAGCCCCUGUCUCAGCGCUCACUCCCAGGCCAGCAGCAUGGCCAGUGGCAGCGUGCGCAUGACCUCCUUCGCAGAGCGCAAAGCUCAGCAGCAGCGCUUCGGCAGCAACCACGACCUCCGCUCCAGUGCCUCCAGCUCCCAGAGGACCACCCCAGAUGGAUCAGAGUGCAGCGGGCCCCUGUCGUCCUCCUGGAGAGUUAAAAGAGACCAGAGCCCCUCCUCGCCCAUGGGAGGAAGCUCUCGUUCAGGGGAUGGUAGCGGUGGCGUCCUGGCUUCUGAACUUGUCGGGCUACGGAUGCAGCUGGAGGAGAAGCGACGUGCCAUUGAGCACCAGAAGAAGAAGAUGGAGAUGCUGUCGGCGAGGCAGAGGCAGAAGCUGGGAAAGGCAGCUUUCCUGCACAUCGUAAAGAAAGGUGGAGGCAAGAGUGACACUUUACCCAGUGCGCUGAAGGCCGCCAUCUCGAAAGAAGAGCUCAAUGGAGAAAAAGGACCAUCAAAUAAAGGUGGCCUGUCUGUAGAGGCCCUGAGGGGCGACAAAGAGGUGGUGGGAGCCCCCCCGCCUGGUGCCUUAGAAGCAGAUAAGAAAGGAAGCAGCGGCAGCUUCUAUCUUGAGGAAGAGUUGGACCUAAACGAGUGCAGCCGCUCCAUCGAGCUGCUGAACGACGCCAUCGGCAGCAUCCAGCAGCAGAUGAUGCAGAUGUCACUACAACAGGAGAUGUUGAUGAAACAGAAUGUACAGUCGCCCCCUGCUGGUGCAGCCCAGCCUCCUCCUCCUCACGCUAGUGACAAAAACAGUGACUCUAAGUCGGGGGCAAGCUUUCAUUUUGUGGAGCACAGCUCUGGCAGUAACACCGCCCCCACCAGGAAACCCCCCAAGCUGAGCUCAGGCCGGAGCUCCAGGCCCAAACCAUCAGAGCUAAAAAUAGCCAAGGAGCAAGUCCGGCAGGUGUCCAGAACCCUCACCUCCACAAAGAGUGGGUCAGAGACUUUACCACACAUGAGGCAUUUAGCCGGGGGCAGGUCCCCCAGGGCCGAGCAGCCCGGCAGCCCCAGAACCCCCACAGCAGGAGAGGCCAUCGACAGGCCGGGCUCCGGCCACAUUCGCAGCGCCAACUUCAGGCUUCAUGACGAGGCUAACAUGCGUGUGCCGACCCGAGUGGACCUGACGGCGGUGACGGCCUCAGAAGUUUCCUUUGACGACUGCCUGUCCAGCACCCUGAGAGAGUCUGAGCUCAACUCUUCAGACGGUUCGGGGAAAGAGAACAUUCCAUCAGAGGAGGUGCAGCGCAGCAGAUCCCACCUGAUCGAGGUGGAUCUGUCUGAGCUGAAGGAUCCUGAGGAAGAGGAGGGUGCUGAGUUUAACGUCACAGAAGGAGGGGAUGGAGAGCAGAAGUCAGGCCUGGGCUUCUUCUUCAAGGACGAGCAGAAGGCCGAGGAUGAGCUGGCGAAGAAAAGAGCAGCGUUUUUGCUGAAGCAGCAGAAAAAAGCUGAGGAGGCUCGACAACGUAAACAACAGUUUGAAGUCGAAUCUGAGCUGAAACGAGAUGAAGCAAGACGGAAGGCGGAGGAGGAUCGCCUGCGGAAAGAAGAGGAGAAGACGAGGCGGGAGCUGAUUAAGCAGGACUAUCUGCAGAGGAAGCAGCAGGAGAUCUUCGAGGAGCAGGGACAUGUGAAGCCCAAAACACCCAAACCGAAGCAGAAACACAGACACAAGCCGGUGCUCCGAGAGGAAUCCUCCAGCGACACUGUCUCCAAGUGCUCUUCCACACCCGACAACCUGAGCUCGGCCCAGUCAGGAUCCAGUCUGUCUCUGGCCUCCGCCGCCACCAACGAGGCCGACAGCGUCAACUCUGGAGGAGCAGGCUCUCAGCGCUGUGACUCUGUGGAGUCGUUUCCUGGAAGUCGUAACAGUCGAACUGCAGAACGCGACUGGGACAACGGCUCCACUGCUUCCUCCAUCACUUCCAUGGCUGAAUACACUGGUCCCAAACUGUUCAAGGAGCCCAGCGCCAAGUCGAACAAGCCGAUCAUCCACAACGCCAUCUCUCACUGCUGCCUGGCCGGCAAAGUCAACGAGCCCCAGAAGAACCAGAUCCUCGAGGAGCUGGAGAAGUGCGAGUCCAACCACCUGAUGAUCCUGUUCCGUGACGGCGGCUGUCAGUUCCGAGCGCUCUACUCCUUCUUCCCCGACACCGAGGAGAUCCAGAAGGUGACCGGCACCGGACCCAAGAGCAUCAGCAAGAAGAUGAUCGACAAGCUGUACAAGUACAGCUCGGACCGCAGGCAGUUCACCGUCAUUCCUGCCAAGACUGUGUCGGUGAGCGUGGACGCCCUGACCAUCCACAACCACCUGUGGCACGUCAAGAGGGGUACUGUGCCAAAGAAAAGUGUAAAAUAGCAGGAGGCCGGACUCGGAACCCUCUAUCUUUACAAAUCAUCCUCUCCCUCAUCUCGCUUGUGUCCUGAAUCGACUGCAUCGACGCUCACAGCCAAGCUCGGCCUCCAAGCCUCCUCAGGAGAGGCCCCAGCCGUGAACAAGGGAACGGGAAUACGUGCUCGUGUGUGUGUGCGUGUGUGUGUUUGUUACAGGUGGACUGAGGGUCUGGUGCUUGCAACAACAAGAGGAAUGAUGCCGGCUGAAUCUGCUUCUCCUGCCUGUGAUCUCAGUGCGAUCUGUUCAGGUUUCGUUCUUUUUCUACGACGACCACAACAACUCUCAAGCAUGUGGCAUUAUAUUUCUCUCUCUUGUCUCUCUCAUGUGGAUGUUCAUUUUUUUUUUACAUGAAGUAUUUAUUAGUUCAGCACUGUCAUGACUGAGAGAGCUCAGCUGCAGCACUAAAAUCC